Messenger RNA from Humulus lupulus (European hop), 752 nucleotides. RefSeq names its product putative invertase inhibitor. Gene Ontology annotation, molecular function: enzyme inhibitor activity. Lineage: Eukaryota; Viridiplantae; Streptophyta; Magnoliopsida; Rosales; Cannabaceae. The record is from RefSeq and is a predicted model, not a curated record. The coding region runs from base 70 to 669 and encodes 199 amino acids. The transcript has a single exon.
CUUGUAUAAAUACCCUCAUCCCUCCACAAUUAUAAACUAAUCCAAUCACUUUUGCUCCUAUAUUUCAUCAUGAGAACUCAUAUUUUUCCUUUCCUCAAUAUUUUACUUCCUCUUUCCUUCUCUUUCAUCCUCUCAACUUUCCAUCUCUCCCUAGUAGCUUCUUCUUCUUCAAAUCUCAUCCAAGGCACCUGCAAAAAGUGUUCCGACACCGACCCAAAUCUCAGUUACAACUUUUGCACAGUCUCCUUCGAGUCUUCUCCCGACGGUCGCCGGUGCGCCGAUCUCCGAGACUUGGGUCUCGUCUCGAUAAGAUUGACCAAAAACAACGUGACUUCUACUAGGCAUUUCAUAAAACACCUUCUCCACAAUGACAAUAAUAAGAAGAAAUUGGACCCUUAUGUGAAGGCUUGCUUGAGAGACUGUAUGGAGCUGUUUAAUGAUGCGGUGUUGACAAUCAAAGUGGCUGUGAAGGAUUACAAGGCGAAGCGAUACGAUGACGCGAAUAUAGGUUUGAGUUCGGUGAUUGACGCUUCAUCGACGUGUGAGGAUGGGUUUAAGGAGACCGAUGAAACCAAAAAGCACGUUGUUUCGCCUUUGUCGAAGAGAAACAACAAUACGUUUCAGCUUACUGCUAUUUCUCUUUCCAUUAUAAAUAUGCUCCGUAAUUAAAUUAAUAUUGAAACACAAUUUAUUUGUAUUUAGUUAUAUUAUUUGAUAUCUUCGUUAAAAUUAAUUCAUUUGUCUUCACAUAA